Sphaeroforma arctica JP610 is the source of this 2571-nucleotide messenger RNA. RefSeq lists its product as hypothetical. The transcript is spliced from 3 exons. The record is from RefSeq and is a predicted model, not a curated record. The coding region runs from base 1 to 2571 and encodes 856 amino acids. NCBI's taxonomy places the organism in Eukaryota, Ichthyosporea, Ichthyophonida.
AUGUCGAAUGCAAAGGACACACACGUAAGUGGCAGCGACACGGAGGAUGGCGAAGUGAUCAGUGGUGCAGAAAGUGGCCGUGGUGGAAAAACUGAGGGUAGCUAUGAGGAGUGUGGGCGUAAAGGCACAGAUACGGAGAAGGGAAGGUCUGGAGAUAGUCAUACGGAUACAUACCGGGAGAGGGAAGCUGUGGGGGGGUUAGGGAGUGUAGUGGGUGGCGACAGGGAACGAGAGUUGAAGAUGGAGUACUUUGAGAAGCGGCGGCUAAAGGAGUUGCUCGAGCGCAAGAGCAAGGAGGAGAGCAAACGAGAGAAUAAGCGAGAGCGCAAGCACAGUCGCAGCGGUAGGGAUAAGGACGGGGAUAAGGAGAGGGGCAGAGAUGGGCACCGGGACAGAGAUGGCGACAAGUAUCGAGAGAAAGGGGAUGCACACGCACACGCACAUGCAUAUUUUGAACGGAAGGAUAGUGAACGUGGUGAGGAGAGAGAUGGCAAGCGUGCAAGCGGCCGGGACACGACACGCGAGCAUAGGCAUCGACGAGAGAGCGAUGAUAAGCACAGCAGUCGCAGGGAUAGGGACGGCGACAAGGAUCAUGAUAAAGAUAAGGAGAGGCACAAGCAUAAGAAGGGGUCGUCUCGGUCGGGCAAGCGGAAGUCCAAGCGCAAGGGAAGCAAGCGUAGACGAGAGUCUAGGCAUUCCAGCUCAGGCCAUAGCGAGAGUGACCCAGACGUGUGCGUGCAGCUGGUGGUGUAUGGCUCGGACGAGGACGCGAGUGCGAGCGACGGUGCGGCGAAGAAGAAAACGAAGGACAAGGAGGAUGAAGUGGAGGAUGGUACCUUAGACGAGGUCAAAAGGAACGGACAUGUCGAGAAGGGGAGUUCAGACACGCACAAAGGAGAUGGCAAACGACACGAAAGCGAUCCAGAGACACCCGAGAGUGCUGGGGAAGUACACGAUAGCGCGACUCGCGAUAGGUCGGUGCACCCUCACGCGGAAGUGAGUGGUGUGGCGCCACCGACGGACGAUGACAACAGUACGGAUAAGGGUGUGCGUGUACGCAAUGGACACACCCGCGAGGAAGGUGAACAGCGUAGUGGGAGUGAGGGGGGGGUGAGUGAUGCUGAUGAUGCUGUGGUGGUGAAUGCUUCCAGCGAUAGUGAGCAGAAGGGCAGUACGUCUAGUCCGAGCGUGGCAGCGGUGAAGGACAUGGAGCCUGGUAGUAAGGAGAAUGGAACGGAUCGAAAGUGCACGAGCACACGAGAGAAGAGUAGAUCUGAGAGCACGCGGAAGAAGAGUACUUAUGGGAGUACUCGGGAGAAGAGCAAAGACGAGCGGAAGCACCGCACGCGGGAGGAGAAGGAUAGAGAACGAAGGGGGAUAAAGUCGAGCAAGACCGAGGAUACACACGAAAGCAGGGAUGCACGCAAGAGCAGCAGAGACGAGGGGGCGGUGAGUAAGAAAGACCGAGACAUGGACGAGCGUGUGGCGGAUAGCAAGGGUAACCGUGUGCGCGAUAGCAGUCGUGGCAGAGGUGAAGGGGUGAGUAGGGCGGCUGAAAAGGGACGAGAGCGUAGUCGCACGCGCGAACGGGAUGGCCGCGGAGAGGAUAGACAGAGAGACACGGAGAAGGUAACCGGGCGGGAUGGGGAGUGGGAAGCUACAGACGAGAAGGACAGGGACAAGACGCGCAACCGGGAGAGCAAGACGAGAGAUCGGGAGAGUAAGACGAGAGAUCGGAGGAGUAGAUCCAGAGACAAAAAGAGUAGAUCCAGAGGUCGAGAGAGUAAAGCCAGAGAGAGCGAGAGUAAGGCGCGAGACGUGGAGAGAGAUGGCCGUAGCAGAAACGAUAACUACCGCGAGAAAGAGCGUGAACGCGAACGCGAACGCGAACGAGAAAAAGGGCGAGAGAGAGACAGAGUGCGCGACAGGGACAGAGGUCGGGAUAGAGAUAGGGAUAGGGGUGCGUACAGAGGCGGCUCAUAUAGAGACAGGAAUAAAGAUGGACGAGACUGGCGGGAUGGGCGUAGGAGAGACCGAUCACGGUCACCCGUCAAGGAGAAAGUGAAGGAGGAGUCCAAGGAGGAGUCCAAGGAGGAGGUAGCUGCGUAUAUCAAGAAGGUGGAGGCUGCUUUGGAGGAAGAAAGCGAGGACGAAGACGCGCUGAUUGAGCGCCGUCGUCGAGAACGUCAGGAGCGGAUGGCGAAGUUAUUAGUUGAGAAAGCAGCGCCCACUGUGCCAUCGUUGUCGACCGAAGAAAACGUACCCAACUCGGGAGUAGUCGUACCCGGUAGUGCAGAAAACGGACAUACCUCGGGAAUAGUCGUACCCGGCGGUGCGGAAAACGUACCCGAUUCCGGUACACACGAAAGUAUAUCCAAUGAACACGUGUCGGAUGUGACUGCAAGUGAACGCGAGUCUGUAGCAAUCUCAGACACGGAUACUACUACGACCAACACGACAUAUACGACAAGUGAAGUCUCAACGACGACACUGAAGCGAAAGCUAUCCGACUCUGCGGAGAGUGACCGCAAAGAGCCCAAGAAUGUCUUCAGCAAUCAGAGCACCAUCUGA